Messenger RNA from Heterobasidion irregulare TC 32-1, 774 nucleotides. RefSeq names its product glutathione S-transferase (gene GST9). The coding region runs from base 1 to 774 and encodes 257 amino acids. Gene Ontology annotation, cellular component: cytoplasm. Gene Ontology annotation, molecular function: glutathione transferase activity. NCBI's taxonomy places the organism in Eukaryota, Fungi, Basidiomycota, Agaricomycetes, Russulales, Bondarzewiaceae. The record is from RefSeq and is a predicted model, not a curated record. The transcript has 7 exons.
AUGAGAAAACUGAAAAGCUUGGAGAGUAUCAUCUCUGUAACCAUUGCAUCCCCUCACCAGUAUGAAAAAGGAUAUGCAUUUGCUUCGGUAGACGACUUUCCAGGAUCAGAAGUUGAUCCCCUCUAUGAUUCGUCUUACAUCGAAGAUCUAUAUCUACGGGCAGACCCUGAUUAUACCGGGAAGUGCACUGUUCCUGUACUGUGGGACAAGAUUUUACACACCAUAGUCAACAACGAUGCAUCGGAUAUCAUGCGAAUUUUUAAUUUCGCAUUCAAUGGACUGCUCCCUGAAAAUAAAGCCGCUCUGGACUUUUACCCUGCCCACAUCAGCCCAGAAAUCGACGACUUCAGUGAGUGGGCGGACGGUGUAAUGAUUGAAGGUGCUCACAAGACCGGAUUAGCGACGACGUUCGAGAAAUACCGCUGCGUUGUUGUUCCCCUCUUCGAAGCCUUGGACCGAGUGGAGCGCAUGCUCAAGGAUAAGACAUAUUUGAUUGGUGAUCGUCUGACUGCCGCCGAUAUCAGCCUUUAUACCACACUUAUACGGUUUGACCCAGUAUAUGUGGACCUAUUCAAGUGCAAUCUCAAAACGAUCCGUCACGGAUACCCGAAUAUCCACUUAUGGCUCCGUCGGCUCUACUGGUGCAACGACGCUUUCCAAUCAACAACAGACUUCAAUCAUAUAAAGAUCGGUUAUUAUUCAUCUUGGAUGGAGAUAAAUCCUCACUGUAUCGUGCCCAUCGGUCCUGUCCCGCACAUCGAACCACUGCGUUAA